Molecule: messenger RNA, 5026 nt
Organism: Dreissena polymorpha
Lineage: Eukaryota; Metazoa; Mollusca; Bivalvia; Myida; Dreissenidae
Product: bone morphogenetic protein 3-like
Exons: 3
Coding region: 659-2131 (490 amino acids)
Biological process (GO): BMP signaling pathway; SMAD protein signal transduction
Cellular component (GO): extracellular region
Molecular function (GO): cytokine activity; growth factor activity
Source: RefSeq, a predicted model, not a curated record
GUAUAAAAUUGAUAUGUUGAUAUGUUAUUAUUUUUAAACACAAACAAUGAAGCCGUAGAGUAAGUUAUUUUCCUGACUGAAUUUGCGAAAACAAUACCGCAGUUUACGAUAUUCGACACUAGUUUAAUGAAUGAACCGUAGGAAAAACAGGUGACGCCACGAUUUGGAGGGCGUGGUUUGAGAAAUCUGACCAAUUAGAGGAGAGCUGAUAGCGAAAUUGGUUUAGAUAGAGGUUAGGAAAGCCUGUGAUAUUUCAAACGUGGAAAUUAUACUUUGCAAGUACAGGACAUAGUGGAUGUGGUUUUUGCUUUUGCGAAAUUAUCCAUAUUAUCAAACGUUAAUACUUUUUUAACCCUUACGGAUUUUGUUAUUUGUGAAAGAGUGCAUUAUAUUGUGAUAUACAUAAGUUUGAAAUAUAUUAUUGAAAGUACAUCUUUAUUUGGAUUUUAUUCAAGUGAUUUAAGGAUUAUUUGAUAGUAAUAAUAUUGAACAUUUAAAAAUCAACGGUAAUGAAAUAAUGUAACCACAUUUAUAAAUAAAAUUCGUUCGUAAGAACAACACGUCAUAAAGAUUAUUGAGAUACAUUUAUAGAAGGGAUUUAUAUUUUUCACCAGUGGAAUACGCUACAUAAUUGGAGUUAAUUCGUUCAGUUUAAAACAUGAAAAUGAAACGGUGUGGUAGAACGUUAUUAUGCACUUUAUGUACGGCGAUAUACAUGGUGGCGUGCGUCCGUACGUCCGAUGAGUCGAGUGAUCUGACGGUGGACAAUGGCCGCAUGCAUGAGGCGGUCCGCUCCUUGCUUGGCUUCAAGGGGAAUCCUAGGGCGGUUCAUCCUGCGCGUUUGCAGAGGGACGCGCCCCAAUUUAUGAUGGAUUUAUACAAUCGGAUCAGUGAAGGAGGCAUGCCUGCCUCCAAGUUAAAAGGGAAUACAGUGAGGAGUUUGCGAUCCAAGAUUGAGUCGCUGAACGGAAAUCAGAUGUUCGUUUUCAAUCUGACGUCGUUAGUGUCAACGUUUGAAGACACUGUAAGUGCAGAAAUCCAUUUAUUCAAACGCAAAAAGGAUAAAUUUAAUAAAAAUGCAGAAAUGACAAUAUUGUUACACAAAAUUUCGUCUGGAAAUGUGGAACAAAUUGCAGAACUUCCAGUGUCGUUUGAAAGUUAUGGUUGGCAAUCGUUUGACGUUUUUGACGCGUUGAAACUUUGUUCAUCAAGUAGCAGUUCAUAUCAAUAUUAUCUGGGAUUAAACUUUAAAAUAUCAAAUCCCCAUGGUAACAUUCGUAUGUUAGACUUAAAAAAGUUAAUGCAUAAGCAUUCUGUUCCAUACUUGAUAGUUUACUCAAACGAUACGAAAAAUGUCGACAUCGACGAGCUGGAGCAGUUAUCAUUAAAACAGAAAAAUACUGAUACGUUACCAGCGGAAUUAAGCAGUGUAGAUUCGGUUUUACCAGAUAUAAAACAACGAAACAAGAGAAGUGUUCUCGAUAACAACGCGGAUUAUCCACCAAUCAUAAAUUCACGCGCGCGUUCAAUGUCAAUUCUGACCAAUGAAAUCCCAGAAGACCCCGAGGACUACAAUCGUCCUUAUACAAUCAGCAUAAAGAAACACAAAACGCAUCCCGGCAUGCUCCAGACUCGGAAGGAAUCCCGACAUAAGCUUACGGAUAAAACGCUUAUUCCGUAUCCCGGAGAAUACGUCCGAAAUAGAAAAAGGGACAAGAAGAGAAACCGUAAAAAGGGCAAGAAGAACAAUCAGCUGGAACUACCAAAGGAAUGGGAGGACCUACGGGCGAGAGCGGAAGAGGAAGUUGCCGCUGGCGCAUGCAGCAAGAAGAAAUUGGUGGUCAAUUUCAACGACAUUGGGUGGGGAGAGUGGAUAAUUUCCCCUAAGUCAUUCAAGGCACACUACUGCUCCGGCACCUGCUCGUUCCCUCUUACCAAGAAGAUGAGACCUUCCAACCACGCCACCAUACAGAGUCUCGUGAACGCCGUUGGUAUCAACCCCGAAGUGCCGGCGCCGUGCUGCGUCCCUGACAAGCUCUCCUCCAUCACCCUGCUCUACUUCGACGAGAACGGAAACGUCGUCUUGAAGAAUUACCCAAACAUGACAGUCCAGAAGUGUGCUUGCAGAUAAAAUAGUCCUUGAAAAAUACGCGUACAUAGAUAUUUUGAAUGCCGAUCGCGCUCCUCAAAUGUGGUUUGAUACGGUUAUUAGUGUAUAUCUUAACCCGGAAGAGGAAGUGACGUCAGGUCAUCGAUUAAAUAUGGCGCUCGAUGAUCGCAACGGCAGCAUGCAAAAGCCAGUAUGGUAGCCCACCUCAUAUCCAGAACGUCCAUCUCAAAAGGGAACGCUCAGGGAUAAAUAUUUCCAUAUUUUGGUGGAACUUGUCGUACUUGAAUGUGACAAAUUCAAUCAAGAAAGCAAUCGCACAAAAUUUAGUUUCAUAUUUGUGUGACAUGAAAAACUACGUGUUGAUAGUGUAUUCGUAUGAAGAAAGAUGGCAGUUUAUAAUUACUUUUCUAUGAAACAAUGAUAGAUUAAGCUGUGCUUGUAUAUUGUUUACUGUAGAUUAAAGGAUAUGAAGCGCGGUGGUUAAAACAAUAAACGUAUGUGGAUCGCUCCGGUAUCCUCUCAAACUGGCGGUCAUUUUUAAGCGUGAACAAAGAACUCUCCUGGGAAGAGAUUAGUUUAAUAUGGCGGGAAAUUCAACAGAGAUGACUGUUGAAUUUUUUUUGUAUUAAGCGGAGUUAUCUUACUGGUUUGAAUGUUGUUUGUCAUUUUAUUUUGUAUCGAUGCUGUACAAGAGUAAAUGAUAGCUUCGUGUGAUAGUCUAAUGGACAAAUUGUGUACUAAUAACUAAACUGUCUUUAUUUUUUAAUGCGCUCAUCUAUUUUGAGUUGAUUAUAAAAUGAAGACUCGAUAAAUGCAUAUAAAUAUAUCAUAAAUGGUAAAUUGAUUGGUAAAUAUUGAUGAUUUAAAUGAAGAAUGUUUAGACAAAAACAAUAAAGAUUAUUCGAUCAUAUAAUACAUAUCGUGUUACCGUAAGCGCGGAUAAUCCGAACGCUGGUCAUAAACCAUAAGACACUUCAAAACAUGUGUUUUUUUACAAAUAUUUUAACUGGCUUUUGAGCAUUGUUCUUCAGGGGUUUUCUUAUCAAUACCGCAAUAGUUAAUGUCUAUAACACUUUGCAUACGGGGCGUAUAAAGACACAAUUGAAUUUGUAAUAAAUGUUUGUUCUGUUGUAUUUAUGUUUUAAUGUUUGUGCGUGUUACUUUGUCAAAUGUAAUAUUACCAAAUGUUUGUUUAACACAUUUUGACUGAGAAAAUAGGUACAUAAAAUUAAAUUCAUUAAAUGACUAUAUUGCAUUAUAUUUGGCAUUUAGAUUUGUGUAAGUUGGUGUGGGACAACACAAUCCGCUGAACAUAAAUGCGAAGUAAUUUAUUUUUGCUUGUUGUGGUGUCUGAUUGUGUGUGUUUGCUUGUUGUUGUUUUUUAACUAAAAAUCUACCUCAAUGUCAAACGAUUCGCUGUGAGGAUAAUUAUAAUGCUUUAGCAAUUUCAUUUGUUUCCACUAAUAUAGCCAGCCAAUAUAGGGUAGUCAGAGUUGCAAAACUUUGAAUAUGUCUUAACAUUUUUUAACGAUUUUCAAUCUCGCAAGAAUAUACAAUAACAUGCAGAUAUCUUUAUAAUAUCUUAAAUAUGCCUAGCGUCUAGAAAAAAAGGCAUUGGCAGACAGCGUUGACCCAGAUGAGACGCCGCAUGAUGCGGCGUCUCAUCUGGGUCUGCACUGUUUACUUAAAGGAAAUUCUGUAAGAAAUAUUAUAAAUAUGGCAAUAAAUAUACUAGAUAUCACUAAUUUUGGAAAUAAAUUGAUCCAAUUUCGAAGGAUGAGAGAGUCCACUAGGCAUAACUGGGUUAAAUUCGUGAAAAUAAUGUAGCCAAAACGGCAUCAAAAUAUAUUGUUUCUAGUAACUUAAGCAAAAAUUACCCAAAACUCAACCUGGAAUACCAAAACAAACAACAGUUUUUGUCGGCGCAAAGAUAAGGGUCAGUUGGGUUGGUAGAAGCAAAUACAAUUGUGUAUGUCUUAUGUUCUUCUCUUUAUACUAAGUUUCAAAUUUUAUUGUCCAAACCAAGUAGAUGUAACUAUGUUCGAAUGACUGACGUUUUACCGAACAAAGGAUGUGACUUUAACCCAUUAAUGCCAAGUGAGCUCUCCCAUCCUUCUAAAUUGGAUCAAUUUAUUUCCAAAAUUAGGAAUGUCUAGUAUAUUUAUUUCUAUAUUUAGAAUUCAUUUAAGCAAACAGCGCAGACCCUGAUGAGACGCCGCAUCAUGCGGUGUCUCAUCUGGGUCUACGCUGUUUGCCAAGGCCUUUUUUCUAGACGCUAGGCAUAAAUGGGUUAAUAAACGUGGUGUACGGAUAAUGUGGACACUAAGUUAUAAUAGUUAUUUGUAAUCUCGUUUAUAUUUGUACACUUUUCAUGAUUUUUUUCUUAACCGAAUCAUAAGAACCAGAUAAAAGUCGCAUAUUUGUUUAAAUAAAAAUUUGUAUCAUUGCAGUAAACAAGAGUAAAUAUUGUUUAACUACCUUUUUAGAAAUAAAUUGCGCAUUUAUCAAAAGGUCAACAUCAUAUACAAGUCAGAAUGGCUAAUGACAUUUAUUUAUUAAUAAUUGAAUACAAAUAUUGAGACCUCAUAGCAGUCACAUUAUAUAUAACGCAACAAUGACGAAAUUCUUGACUUCAUUAGAUUGUUCUCACCCUUAUCUAUUUGACACUCGACAUUUGUGUAGACAGGGAAAAACGCGAAUACACAUGUUAUUAUAUUUUUAUAUUGUUGCUUUGAAACUGAAUUUGCGUUUUUAUGGUAAUCAUAUGGCAAAUAUGCGUGUUUUCCUGUAUAUGUGUUGAUAACAAUCAAGCCAGUUGAGCAAUAAUGUAGCACACAUUCUCUUUAUUGUAUGUUUAUCUUUAUUUUGUAUUACUUAUUUCAUGUUAUAAAUAAAACUACUAGAAUACACAAUGCA